Molecule: messenger RNA, 3583 nt
Organism: Cataglyphis hispanica
Lineage: Eukaryota; Metazoa; Arthropoda; Insecta; Hymenoptera; Formicidae
Gene: Orct
Product: organic cation transporter protein
Exons: 10
Coding region: 1373-3088 (571 amino acids)
Biological process (GO): transmembrane transport
Cellular component (GO): membrane
Molecular function (GO): transmembrane transporter activity
Source: RefSeq, a predicted model, not a curated record
AUAAUGCAUGUAUAAUGCAAUGACACAAAUCGUGAUACAUGCGCCAUAAGUAACAUAAUAACGUAUAAUAUAAAUAUUCCGCAAUUCGCAAAUAUAACUCUUUAAUAUCGCAUAAUCCAAUCGCGAAUAAUAUAAGCAACGUUUAUCGCUUUGUUGUUACGUAUUAUGUACGAUUGAUGUGAGAAACAUAUAAAUACAAACGAGCGAAGCAGAAAAGGCAUUUAUGAUAUGAAAGAACAUUUCGCUAUACAAUUAUAGUAUGUAUAGCAAACUUAAAGAUCACUUUAGGAGUUGAUGUACAUAGAUUCAUUGAAGGGUUCGCCGUUGAAAGGCGAGAGAUAAAAGGAAGCCGAAGGAAAUGAGAAUUAUCAUCACAUUUGAAAUUAAAAAAAGAGAGGCCUUAUCGAUAAUACUUCUCAUGGACCUGCCACCCGGUGGCAAAUGUGCGAGGCUAUCACUUCAGUUCAGUCCUCGGUUUUUGGUCACAACUUUGGCGCCGGCGCCGAGAGUCUCCUCCCUUCAUCUCCCCGAGUCCCCAAACCAUAUCGGCUCAUAGACCAUGGUGUCGCGUGUUUCGAUAUCGUGCUAGCUGAUGCUAGCUGGCGCAAACUUGGCGGCCGGCCUCCUCGUGCGUCGCGCGACGUACACGUGUCCGUUGGAUACGCGUCGGUCAGCGUCGGUAACCCCACGCGUUCCCACCUAAAUUCUCAUUCCGAAGGCAAGAGAAAGGUAGACGCGCGAGUCAAUCGAACGGACAUGCGGAGCGUGCAUAUCGUUGUGCCUAGUAUCGCGACGCCUUUUUGACGAAAGUUAUCGAUCGGCAGUGCUACGGGCGGGAGCGCGACCAUCCGGCGGCUGGCCGGCAUAGCGUGUGCUGUCACACCGGGUUCUACAUGCCGUACGGGAAGUUGGCGUUUGGCGAGCCGCUGAUAAAAUCACACCGUUUACAGAUUCAUCUGUGAUCGACUGUGGAAACGUGGAGCACGUCGAACGGGGUUAUCGCUGUUCUGCCGAGAAAUCAAUGUAUUUGGAAGCCCGAUAAGCGAUCGUCUCUGGACUGAAUGUUGAGAAUGAGAAGUCAACAUUCUUUGAAAAGCGUAUACGAGUGCCCUCGUGAAUUGUGCAUAUUUUUCCAAGAAUGAAUUUCCGGAUAUUACGAUGAAAAAAUCUCUGUAAGAGAUAAUUUUGUCAAUAUCAACAGAAUAUCGUUAGAAUGAAUUAUUGUGUUCGCUGUCUUGAGGGAAGCUAUUAAUCCGCACAUCGAUUAAAAUCCAAAUAGAGGGAUAUAUCUUUGCUUACAAAGGUGCUAAUAAAAGCUUUUGCAAGAUUGAGAGAUAAUCAAAUAAAUAACGGAAACGUACUUUGGAAAAAAAUGGCAUACGACGACGUUAUCCUUCAUAUGGGCGAAUUUGGUCGUUAUCAACGCCGAGUCUAUCUUUUGCUUUGUCUUCCGGCGAUAUCGUGUGCCUUUCACAAAUUAGCCGGUGUUUUCCUCGGAGCUAAAGUAAAUUCCAGAUGUUUACUUCCGCACGAGUACGCGGAGAACGCUACGUUCCAUUUGAGUCAGGACAUAUUGAACGCGAGUUAUCCUUGGGACAACGAAUUUGGAGAUUGGUCCCAGUGUCUGAGCCGUAACGUGAUCGGCGCCGUGAACGGUACGAUCGUUGAAAAAGCAAUUAGCGACGAGGCUAGAGGAGGAGGGAUCAGUCGUUGCAAGCAGUAUGUGUACGAUACAAGCGUAUACAAAAGUACAACCACUUCCGAGUGGGAUUUGGUCUGCGACAAGGCGUGGCUGAGGGCAACGGGGGACUCGCUGUUUAUGGUAGGAGUCAUGCUUGGCUCGAUGAUAUUCGGCGGUUUGUCCGAUAAAUAUGGACGUAGACCAAUUUUCUUCCUGUCUUUAGUCAUACAGCUGGUCGGCGGUAUAUUAGUCGCUGUAGCGCCAGAGUUUAUUUCCUACGUAAUCUUCAGACUAAUUGUCGGCUCAACCACUAGUGGGGUGUUCUUAGUAGCUUAUGUCAUAGCUUUAGAAAUGGUUGGUCCGAAAAAGCGGUUAGUAGCUGGAGUCGGCGUGCAAUUGUUUUUCACUACCGGGUACAUACUCACUGCCGGUUUUGCAUAUUUUAUUACCAAUUGGCGAAUGCUGCAGAUAGCCCUUACGGUACCGAGCAUCGCGUUUCUACUUUAUUGGUGGUUUAUUCCCGAAUCCGCACGAUGGCUCUUGACGAAAGGUCGCCUCCAAGAAGCGAAGGAUUUGCUGCAACGCGCUUCCUUGGAAAAUGGCGUAGAGAUGCCGACUGAAGCUUUGGAUACGCUUCUUAAUAAUAAUAGCGAGGAUAGUAUGCCCGAUAAGAAAAAACCUUCACUCUUCGAUCUGUUCCGUUAUCCGAACAUGAGACGAAAAAGCAUCGUUUUGUUUUUCAACUGGCUAGUCAACAGCGGAACGUAUUAUGGAUUGUCCUGGCACGCGUCCAAUCUCGGCGGUAAUGAUUACGUUAAUUUUGUAAUAUCCGGGAUAGUGGAAGUACCGGCGUACACAUUUCUCAUAUUCACCCUGAAUCGAUGGGGUAGGAAAAUCAUCCUUUGUGGAUGUAUGAUGUUGUCCGGAUUAGCAUUACUUGCUACGUUAUUUGUCCCUCCCGAUAUGCCAUGGCUAAUUGUUUGCUUGGCAAUGAUAGGAAAACUUGCAAUUACAUCUUCCUAUGGUGCAAUUUAUGUGUUCACUGCAGAACAAUUUCCGACUGUUAUCCGAAACGUCGGAUUGGGUGCGAGCUCUACUUUUGCUCGAAUUGGCGGAGUUAUUGCGCCAUAUGUUAAUCACCUAUCGGAAAUAUGGAUACCAUUGCCGCUCGUUAUUUUCGGAUCAUGCGCCUUUUUUGGCGGCUUGAUGUCUCUUCUUCUUCCAGAGACAUUGAACAAGAAACUUCCUGAAUCGAUUCAGGAUGGAGAGUUAUUUGGAAAGAAAUCAUCAAAAAAAAAGAAAAAGAAACAACAAUUGGAUCUUGAUCAAUUGAACGAGAUAGAAAUAAUAAAACCAUUAAAACCACAGGAGAAACAGAACGGAGUACACGAGAAACAGAACGGAUGACAUUAAAUUACGAAAAUCAAAUCGGCAUUACAUUCAAAAAUAUCGUACUCGAUUUCCGUCUAUCAUAUUUUAGACGUCUACUACAGUACACACACUUACAGAAAACUUGAGAAAUGCAAUGAUUCUCAGAUUUCGGUUUAAUAUCUAUAGUUGUCUAACAUUUGUUCGUACUUGUAUUUCAAUUGAGUCGAAUUGGAUCGCAAAAUCAUACAGAAAUUUAAUAAACUGUCAAUAUAUAUAUAUAUAUAUAUAUAUAUAUAUAUAUAUAUAUAUAUAUAUAUAUAUAUAUUGUGUUUUAAGCCACAAAAAUAGAUGAUGCAUUUUUAUCUACGCGUAACAUGACGUAACAUGUCGCGAUAAUGUAUAAAACAUAAUUCUAAUUCUCUCUGCCGAUAUAAACAUAUCAUUAUUCAAACAUCUGAAUGUCCUUUAUAAGGAAUGACUAUGAAUUAUGUACGAAAUAUUACAACUUAUCAAUAAAAUUUUUUGCUACGA